Molecule: messenger RNA, 5701 nt
Organism: Anopheles darlingi
Lineage: Eukaryota; Metazoa; Arthropoda; Insecta; Diptera; Culicidae
Gene: alpha-Man-Ia
Product: mannosyl-oligosaccharide alpha-1,2-mannosidase IA
Exons: 6
Coding region: 979-3111 (710 amino acids)
Biological process (GO): N-glycan processing; carbohydrate metabolic process
Cellular component (GO): Golgi membrane; endoplasmic reticulum
Molecular function (GO): calcium ion binding; mannosyl-oligosaccharide 1,2-alpha-mannosidase activity
Source: RefSeq, a predicted model, not a curated record
CAUUAUAGCUCCACGAGGGGAUCGAUUGACGAAGCACACACGGGAGUACAAACGCGGGCCAUCGCUGAACGUAUCACAGAGGAGCGCAAUUAAAACGGUUCAAGCACUCGUUGGCGGUUUAUAUCCCGUUGCCAACCAGCCAGUCAGCAAGGGCUAGUGGAAAAUUUGGUUCUUCGAAGUGGGCGAAGGAAAGUGAUAGAAGCAGAGAGGUGUAGUAAGAACGGCAUGCGGACGAUCAGGGACAGCAGCAGUGCCUUCACCACAAACACACCACUCGGCCGCGAGCGAUAGAAGGCUCGCCGUUGAUGGAAUUUGGAGUGCCUAACAUCAUCUGUAAUCCGUGCGCGAGUUCGCUACCACCACCUACCACCGAAAGGAACAUUCACAACUGCUGGUGCUAGCGUAGGCUACCUCAUCGCAUAAAGCACCCGGGUGCGGGCAUCGCGCGGUCAUCAUAGGGCCUCGGGUAGUCCGUAGCUCGCCCGUCUGUGGUCUCCGACGGGGCCCAGGACUUUGCCAUGCCAGUGCACUGUGAUUAGUAAUCCGCUUGUUCCUGUUGUGUGUGCGUGCGUGCGGUUGUGUUGUUCCGAGUCCGGGGACUCUCUCCUUACUGCCGUUCGUGUGUGCUCCCUCGAUAUCGUCCUGCCCUCGUGUCCGUUUUCUGUGUUCGCGAAAGUGUGUUCGGUGUGGAUGUGUGCCGUGUUUGGAUAUCGUCGUCGUCGUCAUUGUUGUCCACUUCGUACCGCACCAUAUUCCUGCUGCCUUGAUGAGCUGGUAGAUGGAUUGAUCCAAAGACCCUGAAACCCCCCCCCCCCCCCCCCCCCGACGUUUAGCCAUCAUUGGGCCUGCCGUUCCAUCCAUCAACGCAAAAGCGACUGAUCAACCGGGUGCAUAGCAUAAAGCACUGCCUCUCAUAAGAACUCCCUCAUUCUCCACACCAUCUCCCUGUAAAACACACGCAACAAAAGCGGCCAAACGAUGCUACCGACAUAUCAGCGCGUUGGUGGCACCAGUUCAUCGACCACCAACCAGCUGCUGGGCCGGCGUUCGUUUCGCUCGCGCGAAAAAUGCCUCAUCCUGCUGGUGCUGUCGACGUUCGGCUUCGUCUGUCUCGGAGGCUUCUUCUUCCUACCCGACAACUUUAGUGCCGACCGGGUGCUGAAGGCAUACAAGCAGUUCCAACGGGCCGGGCCAGAGAUUUUCAUACCGCCACCACCGCCGGCCGCCCACGGCCACGACGAGGACAUCCACCGAUUGGAUGAUCGAGAGAAGCUCCAUGAGAAGAUUCGCAAGGAGCUGCCGGAUGAGUUUCUCGAGAAACCUGACGUUAAUGUUGGUGGUGUUGAUAGGGCCGCCGCCGAUGAGCAGCCAGGUGCGGUAAUCGUGCCAAUUGCUCAUCCGCAUAACGAUGGAACACCAGGAGGAGGAGGAGGUGGUGCAGGAAGGGAGCCAUUGGAUGGACUAGCCAUUGAGGGUCCGGCCGGCGUGGUGCAGCCACCGCACAGUGCAGACGAGGAGCAGAAGGAUGAAGGAGAGCAUGAAGAAACGGGUCCGGUCGGUGGACUAACAGGCCUGGACCAACAAGCACAGCAACCGGCCCGAUCCGACCACCAGUCGGUCAGCCAGCGUGGCGAUAACCAGCACCAUCGGCAGCAGCAGCAUUCGCUCACCUACAAUUCCACCGUCGGUGAAGAUGCCGAUGCAAUCGUCCGCGAGAAGCGCAACAAGGUAAAAGAGAUGAUGGUGCAUGCCUGGAGCAACUACAAGCUGUACGCAUGGGGUAAGAACGAGUUGCGGCCGCUGUCGAAACGCGGUCACAGCAACAGCAUCUUCGGCUCGUACGACCUGGGCGCCACGAUCGUGGACGGGCUAGACACACUCUACCUGAUGGGGCUGCAUCGGGAGUUCGACGAGGCGCGAGACUGGGUCGAGCGAAAGUUCACGCUCGAGAAUGUCGACGCUGAUUUGUCGGUGUUUGAGACGAACAUCCGGUUUAUCGGGGGCUUCUUAACCUGCUACGCCCUCACCGGUGACCGGCUGUUUCUCGAGAAGGCCCGGUACGUCGCAGACAAGCUACUACCCGCCUUCCAAACGCCCACCGGCAUCCCGUACGCGCUGAUCAACGUUCGUAACGGGAUGAGCAAAAACUAUGGCUGGGCCAGCGGCGGCAGCAGUAUCCUAUCGGAGUUCGGCACACUGCACUUGGAGUUUGCCUACCUCAGCGACAUCACCGGCGACGCGGUGUACCGGGAUCGGGUGCAGACGAUCCGUACGGUGUUAAAGGACAUCGAGAAGCCGAAGGGCUUGUAUCCGAACUAUCUAAACCCGAAGACGGGCAAGUGGGGCCAGCAACACAUGUCCCUCGGUGCGCUCGGUGAUAGCUUCUACGAGUACUUGUUGAAGGCGUGGAUCCAAUCCGGCCACGAGGAUGAGGAGGCGCGCGAAAUGUACGACGAGGCUAUGCAGGCCAUCAUCCAGCAUAUGAUCCGCAGUUCGCCGAGCGGGCUCAUGUACGUGUCCGACAUGAAGUUCGAGCGACUAGAACACAAGAUGGACCAUUUGGCGUGCUUUGCUGGUGGUCUGUUCGGGUUGGGUGGCACCUCGCUCAACAACCAGUACUCGGAGCGAUAUAUGGAGAUUGGCGAGGGACUGACCAAUACCUGUCACGAGAGCUACAUACGCACCUACACCCGGCUCGGGCCAGAAUCGUUCCGCUUCAACGAUGGCGUAGAGGCGAAGGCUCUGAAAGCCCAGGAGAAGUAUUAUAUACUGCGGCCGGAAACGUUCGAGAGCUACUUCAUCAUGUGGCGACUGACGCACGAUCAGAAGUACCGUGACUGGGGUUGGGAUGCGAUCCAGGCUCUCGAGAAGCACUGUCGCACACCGACCGGCUACACGGGUCUCAAGAACGUCUAUCUCACCGAGCCAGUGAAGGACGAUGUGCAGCAGAGUUUCUUCCUCGCAGAAACGCUCAAGUACCUUUACCUGCUAUUCUCCGACGAUUCGCUGCUACCGCUCGACGAUUGGGUGUUCAACACGGAAGCCCAUCCGCUGCCAGUAAAGGACCGCAAUCCAUUGUAUCGGCAGGCGCCGGCAUCGAAUGCACCGUAAGCUGGUACACCCGUAGCAGCCACACCAUUCACUACUGCUAUACCGAUGGCUACUGGUAUCGGUGGCGCCUGCGACUACUGUAAAUCGAUCGACCAGUGGCCCUUACGGACGUACGAAGGCGCACCCCACUAGGAAUUUACGAAGGAUUGCAGUCUUUGUUACUUUUCGGACAAUCCUUGCGCGGCGAAUUCUUCGCAUUUUCACAAUCUAUUAGGUUUAGGUUAUCAUCCCUCUUCUUUCUUUGGAUUGUAUGCAUGACUAGCAGAAAUGGAAUGGAACGAUCUUCAAUUCUGGGACCCGAUAUUCCUGUAGCUCACAGCAGAUUAUACGUUCCGUUGCCUGGCCAGCCAGAGACCAGUCGGUUUUUGGGACGAUGUUUGAAAUGAGGUUUCGUUUGCGUAUUUAUUUGCCUCUUAUUUGGAAGAUCAUGCCCGCUUAAAGUAUGAGAGCAACGAGACACAUGAAUCGGCGAUUAGAUGGUGUAAGCAAUGAUGUAGCCUUCGCCCAACCACCUUCAAAAGUGUAACAAAUGCAGGAGACACGUAUAAGGAGAACGGCGGGAGAGGUGGAGGUUGGACUUGGAGUUAAAGCGGUAAAAGACAAUCUAACCGUGUUACGAUCAAAUCGUGCACUAGGGUCCAACCGAGUGUUGCUAUGCAUUUCACGCACAGUGUUGCUGUUCGAUCAUUCUUAUAUUCCCCCUUCCUUUACCGUCUUUGUGCAUUCUGCAUGGUGUCUUCAAUACCGCCUAGAGUGCCGCUAUUUAUUAGAACAUCACUUUCCCUUACCGUGCCUCUACACAAAUUUGCUGCAUUUAGUAUCCCAACAUCAUGCAUUCUGGUUUUAUAUAUAUUUGUCUCUUUGUUUGAGUACUUUCGAGCGUGCGGUCUUAGUGAUGUGAAUUAAGUAUAAGUGUGUGUGCGAGUGUGUUUUACGUUUAAUUUAAUGUUCGGAAACGAAGACCGCCGCUGUAAGACUAAUUCAUAAGACAGCGAAAUAGAAAGAGAAGCAAAAAGAGGAAUAAUAUAAUAUCCUGCGACAGUCGGUGCCAAAAAACCCAAAACCGAACAUCGGUAACAGUGAAUGCGGUUCAGUGAUGAAUCUGAAACAUGUCACCACCACCCAACCAUCGCCUGCGCCUAAUUAAUGCACAGCGUCAGCCUACGUUAUUGGUUACUCAGUCACGCAUCUGAAAGCAUCGUGGCCGAUGAGCUUGUGAACGGGCGCAUUGGCUUGGCCCCAUUGCUACAGCAAGCUAUAGCUAGCGGGGAUGGACUCGAGGCAUAUUCGAGCUUUGGAAUAAUUUUCGUUAGUUUUCUUUAUUAUCAUUACCCUCCGGUGGGCGCUGAGCUUUUGAAAGAGAGGGAAGCCGUGAGCUGAUGGAAUGGAGGCAGCAAACAAGCAACUGUCAGACAGUAACUGUACAUAAGUGAGAGAAUACAACAGUGGAAGGCGUUCACUUUUUUAGGUUAUCAUAUGUAAGCGCAUACCCCAUUGCAGAAGGUAUAUGCAACCGGGUCUGUUAAGCUUAACAGACCCGUCACCAGAACACCCGUCGCCAGAACGGUUGUAUACAUUUUGCAUACGGGUAAUUGUCCUUCGGGCGUAUGCCUUUUGUAUGUAGGUGUCUGUUGUAUAUAUGUGCGUGUGUGUGCCGGUAUGUGUUGAUGCAAAUGUAUUUUAUUAAAGCCAAUGGCCACCGUGCAACGGAAAGGAAGGAAAGAAUGGGCACACGAAAUCGUAUCCAAAAUGUGGUGAUGGAUAUUUGUGUAUAGGAGGUUUUUAUUGUUUUGAGGAAGGCGGGGGGGGGGGGGGGGGGGCAUGGGCCUUGCGAGAUGGCGACCUAGACCAUGUGGCGAGACGUAAAUCAACCCAAUAUGAAUAUUGAUUGAUAUACCAAUAUUACCCAAUUGAUUUACCAAUAUUCAAUAUAUAUAUAUAUAUAUAUAUAUAUAUAUAUAUAUAUAUAUAUAUAUACAUAUAUAUAUAUAUAUAUAUAUAUACACUAGAUAGAUGUAUCUAUCCACAUCAACCUACAAUUCAGAUAAAAGCAGAUAAAGUACGCAGCACUGUUAAUUCAAUCUUAAGUAGCCAAAUUGGAGGAAUAACAAAUGAUUAUUUAAGUCUUAGGCUAGAGCAGCGGCACGGGUUGACGAGAGGUAGUACGCUUAAAAUGAGAAAUUCUCUUUCCAUCCAGAACCAACACUCUGGAUCAUACCCAUGCAAUAGAAAUGUAUCGAAAUAGAAAGCACAACGGAAUGGCUCGUUGAACGAUACCGGUUGGUCAUAUGUGUGUACUGCACCUCGGAGAGUAAAAAACAAAUGAUGAUGAUGGGCUACAAAAUCGUACUACAAAUGAUAUAAACCCUUCCCUCUAGUAGCCUCAAGAUAGGUAUAUUCGUAGUAGUUAAGUAGUCGAUUUUAGGCAAACCAUGCCCAUCACCAGCCCUGCCGGAAAAGAAAAAUGAGAAAGAUAGGGAGAAAGAGAACCAGAGAGAGGGAGAAAACGAGUAACAUGGAGGGUAUAGAAAGAGAGCGAGAGAGAGAGAGAGAGAGAGAGAGAGAGAGAGAGAGAGAGAGAAAGAGAGAG